This is a messenger RNA of Talaromyces amestolkiae, 849 nucleotides long. RefSeq lists its product as uncharacterized. The record is from RefSeq and is a predicted model, not a curated record. Gene Ontology annotation, molecular function: oxidoreductase activity. Bases 1 to 849 code for a protein of 282 amino acids. The transcript has 6 exons. Lineage: Eukaryota; Fungi; Ascomycota; Eurotiomycetes; Eurotiales; Trichocomaceae.
AUGGAGCAGAAGCUGAGUAUCACUUCUACUCAAAGAAUUCUUUCGGGUCAUGAAAUCCCAGUGCUAGGAUACGGACUUUACCAAGUACCAUUUACAGAGGCCGAGCAUCUCAGCAUUGAGGCUCUGAAGGCCGGGUAUCGCCAUAUCGAUUCAGCGGCAGCGUAUAAGAAUGAGAAGCAGGGUGUCUCUGCCGUAGAACUGGCCGGAUUAAAGCGAUCUGAAGUCUUUCUAACAACAAAAGUUCCGCCGAAAGCUACUGGCUAUGAGGCUGCUAGACAAUCCAUUGAGGAUAGUCUCAAGAAGGCUGAAACCGACUAUUUUGACCUAAUUCUUCUCCAUGCACCCUUUGGAGGCAAAGAGGGCCGCCUCGGCGCCUGGCGUGCUUUGGUGGAAGCGCAGAAAUCCGGCAAGACUCGAUCAAUCGGCGUAUCUAACUUUGGCAUCCACCAUCUACAAGAGUUGGAAGAGUAUAUCAGAAGUGGUGGAGGAGGUAGGAUCGAAGUUGGCCAGUAUGAGCUCCAUCCGUGGCUUGGGCGCGCGGAUUUGGUAGCGUGGCUACGCGAGCGUGGCGUGGUCAUCGAGGCAUACUCCCCUCUGGCUAGGGGAACUAGAAUGGAAGAGGCCGUGCUACACAAAAUAAGCAAGAAGCAUAAUAAGAGUCCCGCUCAAAUUUUGAUUCGUUGGAGCCUGCAGAAGGGAUUUAUUCCACUACCCAAGUCUGUCAGCCCUGAGCGCAUUAGAGAGAAUGCGAACGUAUUCGACUUUGAGCUAGACGAAGAAGAUAUGAAGUCUCUGCAUACUAAUGAAUACUCGCCUUCCACCUGGGAUCCCACCGUACACAAGGAUUGA